Molecule: messenger RNA, 12970 nt
Organism: Branchiostoma floridae (Florida lancelet)
Lineage: Eukaryota; Metazoa; Chordata; Leptocardii; Amphioxiformes; Branchiostomatidae
Exons: 86
Coding region: 847-12762 (3971 amino acids)
Source: RefSeq, a predicted model, not a curated record
GCCAAGUCUCGCGGGUACUCCGUCUUUGCUGUCCAACAUGGCGGCCAGUGUGCCGGCUCCGCUACUGCCCUCAGCACCUACCGGAAGUACGGGCCCUCGGCGGCAUGUCAGGCCGAUGGAGAAGGGGGAGGCUGGGCGAACCAAGUCUACCUGAUAACAGACUCUCCCAUCACUUUGCCAGCGGGAUUUGUUCCCAAGCCGUACUUCAGCAUUGGCUGUUGGAAGGACACCAGAAAUAAUCCCGCCAUUCCUACUCUGGAGGGGAAAGACGCUCGUUUAGACGGAAGGUAUUACACACGCGCCGACGCCAUCGACAAGUGCUACCAGGUGGCCAAGUCACGGGGCUUCAAAGCCUUUGCGGUCCGAAAUGGCGGCUGGUGUGCCGGAUCGGCUACAGCCCACAAGACCUACAACAAGUACGGACCCUACACAACCUGCCGGCAAGACGGGGAAGGGGGACCCUUGGGAAAUGAGGUUUAUCUCAUCUCAGAUGCUUUAACGUCAAGCAAAGAAGGCGAGAAAGGAGGUGGAGAAGUUGCAAAGGUCCAAGGUCCGAAGUACUUCAGCCUGGGUUGCUGGAAAGACACCGGCAAUCGAGCCAUCGCGACGCUAGAGGGCACAGACGCACGGCUGGACGGGUCUUACACCGCCCGUAAAAACGCCAUCGAGAAGUGCUACCAGGUGGCCAAGUCCCGCCGGUUCUCCGUCUUUGCUGUCCAAAAUGGCGGCUGGUGUGCCGGCUCCGCUACUGCCCUCAGCACCUACCGGAAGUACGGACCCUACACAACCUGCAAAAAAGACGGAGAAGGAGGAGCCUGGGGAAAUGAGGUUUAUCUGAUAUCAGACAUGUUUAUGGCAAAGAAAGAAGGUGGAGAAGUUGCAAAGGUCCAAACUCCGAAGUACAUCAGCCUGGGUUGCUGGAAAGACACCGGCAAUCGUGCCAUCGCCACGCUGGAGGGCACAGACGCACGGCUGGACGGGAGUUACCCCGCCCGUGCUGACGCCAUCGAGAAGUGCUACCAGGUGGCCAAGUCUCGCGGGUUCUCCGUUUUCGCUGUCCAAAAUGGCGGCGAAUGUUUCGGCUCGGCUACUGCUCUCGGCACCUACAAGAAGUACGGACCUUCGUCAUCAUGUAAGACCGAUGGAGAAGGAGGAGCCUGGGGAAACGAAGUCUACCUGAUAAAAACAGGCGCACCCAUGGAUUUGCCUAAGGGAUAUGUUCCCAAGCCGUACAUCAGUCUUGGCUGUUGGAGAGACUCGGGAAGUCGCGCCAUUCCUACUCUGGAGGGGAAAGACAAACUUUUAGACGGCAGCUACACCACACGUGCCGGCGCCAUCGACAAGUGCUACCAGGUGGCCAAGUCACGUGGCUAUCGUAUCUUUGCGGUCCAAAAUGGCGGCUGGUGUGCCGGAUCUGCCGACGCCUACAGAACCUACAAGAAGUACGGACCCUACACAACUUGUGGGAAGGACGGAGAAGGGGGAGCCUGGGGAAAUGAGGUUUACCUCAUCUCAGAUGUUGUCAGGGCAAACAAAGCAGAAAAAUGUCAGGAGGAAAAUGGGGUGUCCUACCGAGGAACAGUUUCUGUGACCAGAUCAGGAAAGACGUGCCAGCACUGGACCAGCCAGACGCCACAGAAGCACGACAGCACACCUGACAAACACCCGUUAUCUGGUCUGGAUGGGAACUACUGCCGGAAUCCCGUGGGAGCCCGCCAAGGUGUCUGGUGCUACACCACGGACCCCAGCACGCCAUGGGAGGAGUGUGCCGUGCCAGUCUGCGCUGGUCCGGAGUACAUCAGCCUGGGUUGUUGGAAAGACACCGGCAAUCGCGCCAUCGCCGAACUGGAGAAAACAGACGAACGGCUGGACGGGACUUACACCGCCCGCGAGAACGCCAUCGAGAAGUGCUACCAGGUUGCCAAGUCUCGCGGGUUCUUCAUCUUUGCUGUCCAAAAUGGCGGCUGGUGCGCCGGUGCCGGGACUGGUAGUGCUCUCGUCAACUACCGGAAGUACGGGCCCUCGGCAUCAUGUAAGAAAGAUGGAGAAGGAGGUCCUUGGGCGAACGAAGUCUACCUCAUAACAGGUGCCACCAAAAUAGUGCCUCAAGGAUUUGUUCCCAAGCCGUACUUCAGUAUCGGGUGUUGGAAGGACACCGGAAACCGCGCCAUUCCUACUCUGGAGGGGAAAGACGCACGAUUGGACGGCAGCUAUACCGCACGCGCCAACGCCAUCGAAAAGUGCUACCAGGUGGCCAAGUCACUUGGCUACCGAGCCUUUGCGGUCCAAAAUGGCGGCUGGUGUGCCGGAUCGGCUACAGCCCACAAAACCUACAAGAAGUACGGACCCUAUUCCACCUGCCAGCACGACGGGGAAGGGGGACCCUGGGGAAAUGAGGUUUAUCUCAUCUCAGGUAUGUUCAUCCCCAACAAAGGAGACGGAGAAGUUGCAAAGAUCCAAGGUCCAAAGUACCUCAGGCUGGGUUGUUGGAAAGACAGCAGCAAUCGCGCCAUCACCACACUGGAGAAAACAGACGAACGGCUGGACGGGUCUUACACCACCCGUGCUGACGCCAUCGAGAAGUGCUACCAGGUGGCCAAGUCUCGCGGGUUCUCCGUUUUCGCGGUCCAAAAUGGCGGCGAAUGUUUCGGCUCAGCUACUGCUCUCGGCACCUACAAGAAGUACGGACCUUCGUCAUCAUGUAAGGCCGAUGGAGAAGGAGGAGCCUGGGCGAACGAAGUCUACCUGAUGAAAACAGGAGCUCCCAUUGCUUUGCCAAAGGGAUAUGUUCCCAAGCCAUACAUCAGUAUUGGCUGUUGGAGAGACUCGGGAAGUCGCGCCAUUCCUACUCUGGAGGGGAAAGACAAACUUUUAGACGGCAGCUACACCACACGUGCCGGCGCCAUCGACAAGUGCUACCAGGUGGCCAAGUCACGUGGCUAUCGUAUCUUUGCGGUCCAAAAUGGCGGCUGGUGUGCCGGAUCUGCCGACGCCUACAGAACCUACAAGAAGUACGGACCCUACACAACUUGUGGGAAGGACGGAGAAGGGGGAGCCUGGGGAAAUGAGGUUUACCUCAUCUCAGAUGUUGUCAGGGCAAACAAAGCAGAAAAAUGCCAGGAGGAAAAUGGGGUGUCCUACCGAGGAACAGUUUCUGUGACCAGAUCAGGAAAGACGUGCCAGCACUGGGCCAGCCAGACGCCACAGAAGCACGACAGCACACCUGACAAACAUCCGUUAUCUGGUCUGGAUGGGAACUACUGCCGGAAUCCCGUGGGAGCCCGCCAAGGUGUCUGGUGCUACACCACGGACCCCAGCACGCCAUGGGAGGAGUGUGCCGUGCCAGUCUGCGCUGGUCCGGAGUACAUAAGCCUGGGUUGUUGGAAAGACACCGGCAAUCGAGCCAUCGCCGAACUGGAGAAAACAGACGAACGGCUGGACGGGACUUACACCGCCCGCGAGAACGCCAUCGAGAAGUGCUACCAGGUUGCCAAGUCUCGCGGGUUCUUCAUCUUUGCUGUCCAAAAUGGCGGCUGGUGCGCCGGCGCAGGGACUGGUAGUGCUCUCGUCAACUAUCGGAAGUACGGGCCCUCGGCAUCAUGUAAGAAAGAUGGAGAAGGAGGUCCCUGGGCGAAUGAAGUCUAUCUGAUAACAGGUGCCACCAAAAUAGUGCCUCAAGGAUUUGUUCCCAAGCCUUACUUCAGCAUCGGCUGUUGGAGGGACAAUUCAAACCGCGCCAUUCCUACUCUGGAGGGGAAAGACGCACGUUUGGACGGCAGCUAUGCCGCACGUGCCGACGCCAUCGAAAAGUGCUACCAGGUGGCCAAGUCGCUUGGCUACCGAGCCUUUGCGGUCCAACAUGGCGGCUGGUGUGCCGGAUCGGCUACAGCCCACAAAACCUACAACAAGUACGGCCCCUAUUCAACCUGCCAGCACGACGGGGAAGGCGGACCCUGGGGAAAUGAGGUUUAUCUCAUCUCAGGUAUGUUCAUCCCCAACAAAGGAGGUGGAGAGGUUGCAAAGAUCCAAGGUCCGAAGUACCUCAGGCUGGGUUGUUGGAAAGACAGCAGCAAUCGAGCCAUCACCACACUGGAGAAAACAGACGAACGGCUGGACGGGACUUACACCGCCCGUGCUGACGCCAUCGAGAAGUGCUACCAGGUGGCCAAGUCUCGCGGGUUCCCCGUUUUCGCUGUCCAAAAUGGCGGUGAAUGUUUCGGCUCGGCUACUGCUCUCGGCACCUACAAGAAGUACGGACCUUCGUCAUCAUGUCAGAAAGAUGGAGAAGGAGGAGGCUGGGCGAACGAAGUCUACCUGAUAAAAACAGGAGCACCCAUUGCAUUGCCCAAGGGAUAUGUUCCCAAGCCGUACAUCAGUAUUGGCUGUUGGAGAGACUCGGGAAGUCGCGCCAUUCCUACUCUGGAGGGGAAAGACAAACUUUUAGACGGCAGCUACACCACACGCGCCGGCGCCAUCGACAAGUGCUACCAGGUGGCCAAGUCACGUGGCUAUCGUAUCUUUGCGGUCCAAAAUGGCGGCUGGUGCGCCGGAUCUGCCGACGCCUACAGAACCUACAAGAAGUACGGACCCUACACAACUUGCGGGAAGGACGGAGAAGGGGGAGCCUGGGGAAAUGAGGUUUACCUCAUCUCAGAUGUUGUCAGGGCAAACAAAGCAGAAAAAUGCCAGGAGGAAAAUGGGGUGUCCUACCGAGGAACAGUUUCUGUGACCAGAUCAGGAAAGACGUGCCAGCACUGGGCCAGCCAGACGCCACAGAAGCACGACAGCACACCUGACAAACAUCCGUUAUCUGGUCUGGAUGGGAACUACUGCCGGAAUCCCGGGGGAGCCCGCCAAGGUGUCUGGUGCUACACCACGGAUCCCAGCACGCCAUGGGAGGAGUGUGCCGUGCCAGUCUGCGCUGGUCCGGAGUACAUAAGCCUGGGUUGUUGGAAAGACACCGGCAAUCGAGCCAUCGCCGAACUGGAGAAAACAGACGAACGGCUGGACGGGACUUACACCGCCCGCGAGAACGCCAUCGAGAAGUGCUACCAGGUUGCCAAGUCUCGAGGGUUCUUCAUCUUUGCUGUCCAAAAUGGCGGCUGGUGCGCCGGUGCAGGGACUGGUAGUGCUCUCGUCAACUACCGGAAGUACGGGCCCUCGGCAUCAUGUAAGAAAGAUGGAGAAGGAGGUCCCUGGGCGAAUGAAGUCUAUCUGAUAACAGGUGCCACCAAAAUAGUGCCUCAAGGAUUUGUUCCCAAGCCGUACUUCAGCAUUGGCUGUUGGAAGGACACCGGAAACCGCGCCAUUCCUACUCUGGAGGGGAAAGACGCACGUUUGGACGGCAGCUAUACCGCACGCGCCAACGCCAUCGAAAAGUGCUACCAGGUGGCCAAGUCGCUUGGCUACCGAGCCUUUGCGGUCCAACAUGGCGGCUGGUGUGCCGGAUCGGCUACAGCCCACAAAACCUACAACAAGUACGGCCCCUAUUCCACCUGCCAGCACGACGGGGAAGGGGGACCCUGGGGAAAUGAGGUUUAUCUCAUCUCAGGUAUGUUCAUCCCCAACAAAGGAGGUGGAGAAGUUGCAAAGAUCCAAGGUCCAAAGUACCUCACGCUGGGUUGUUGGAAAGACAGCAGCAAUCGCGCCAUCUCCACAUUGGAGAAAACAGACGAACGGCUGGACGGGUCUUACACCGCCCGUGCUGACGCCAUCGAGAAGUGCUACCAGGUGGCCAAGUCUCGCGGGUUCUCCGUUUUCGCUGUCCAAAAUGGCGGUGAAUGUUUCGGCUCGGCUACUGCUCUCGGCACCUACAAGAAGUACGGGCCUUCGUCAUCAUGUCAGAAAGAUGGAGAAGGAGGAGGCUGGGCGAACGAAGUCUACCUGAUGAAAACAGGAGAACCAAUUGCUUUGCCCAAGGGGUACGUCCCCAAGCCGUACAUCAGUAUUGGCUGUUGGAGAGACUCGGGAAGUCGCGCCAUUCCUACUCUGGAGGGGAAAGACAAACUUUUAGACGGCAGCUACACUACACGUGCCGGCGCCAUCGACAAGUGCUACCAGGUGGCCAAGUCACGUGGUUAUCGUAUCUUUGCGGUCCAAAAUGGCGGCUGGUGUGCCGGAUCUGCCGACGCCUACAGAACCUACAAGAAGUACGGACCCUACACAACUUGUGGGAAGGACGGAGAAGGGGGAGCCUGGGGAAAUGAGGUUUACCUCAUCUCAGAUGUUGUCAGGGCAAACAAAGCAGAAAAAUGCCAGGAGGAAAAUGGGGUGUCCUACCGAGGAACAGUUUCUGUGACCAGAUCAGGAAAGACGUGCCAGCACUGGGCCAGCCAGACGCCACAGAAGCACGACAGCACACCUGACAAACAUCCGUUAUCUGGUCUGGAUGGGAACUACUGCCGGAAUCCCGUGGGAGCCCGCCAAGGUGUCUGGUGCUACACCACGGACCCCAGCACGCCAUGGGAGGAGUGUGCCGUGCCAGUCUGCGCCGGUCCGGAGUACAUAAGCCUGGGUUGUUGGAAAGACACCGGCAAUCGCGCCAUCGCCGAACUGGAGAAAACAGACGAACGGCUGGACGGGACUUACACCGCCCGCGAGAACGCCAUCGAGAAGUGCUACCAGGUGGCCAAGUCUCGCGGGUUCUUCAUCUUCGCGGUCCAAAAUGGCGGUCAGUGUUUCGGCAGCGGCUCUACGAAUGCUCUGGUCAGCUACCGGAGGUACGGGCCCUCGGCAUCAUGUAAGAAAGAUGGAGAGGGGGGAAGCUGGGCGAACGAAGUCUACCUGAUAACAGGUGCCCUCAAAACAUUACCUCCUGGCUUUGUUCCCAAGCCGUACUUCAGCAUUGGCUGUUGGAAGGACACCGGAAACCGCGCCAUUCCUACUCUGGAGGGGAAAGACGCACGUUUGGACGGCAGCUAUACCGCACGCGCCAACGCCAUCGAAAAGUGCUACCAGGUGGCCAAGUCACGUGGUUUCCAAGUUUUUGCUGUCCAACAUGGCGGCUGGUGUGCCGGAUCGGCUAACGCCCUCAGCACCUACAAGAAGUACGGACCCUACACAACUUGCAAGGAAGACGGGGAAGGGGGAGCCUGGGGAAAUGAGGUUUAUCUCAUCUCAGAUCUGCUAGGAGGCUCCGGCUUUUCCUCUGGAGGCUUUAGAGGAGGACCAGCUACCUGGUUGCGGCGGGACCCGUCCUGGGUUGUCAGUUCUGCCGGCACACCAUGGAAGAACGGAGGAGUGACGUACGAUGCGGCCAAGGCCUUGGAUGGGAGCACUGGGACCUACUGGAACCCCCAGGAAACCUCACAAAACUACAACAACUGGUACAUCGUGCUGGAUCUCAAGGCGCCCUACACUCUCUCACAAAUCGCCAUAAACAACUUCGGAGACACCACGCACGACGUCAAAGCCUUCAAGCUGCAAAAGUCACAGAGCGGAGCACCGAACAGCUGGGAGGACGUCACAUCCGUCAGUACCGUCCAGGGAGGCACGAACAGGCGGCAGGAGUUCGGCGGGUUCCAGGGAACAGCGCGGUACUGGAGGUUCGUCGUUACUCAGACCCACUCGGGAUAUCAGCCGUAUCUGGUGGAAGUGGACUUCUCCGGAAGGCCGGAAGGUUCUGUAGGAGGAGAAGGAGGAUCCCCGUGGGGAGGAUUUGGGGGAGGAAGAGAUGGCUGGUGGCUGCGGCGCGACCCGUCCUGGGUUGUCAGCUCUGCCGGCACACCAUGGAAGAACGGAGGAGUGACGUACGAUGCGGCCAAGGCCUUGGAUGGAAAAGCUGGGACUUACUGGAACCCACAAGAAACUGAGCGCAACUCCAACAACUGGUACAUUGUGCUGGACUUCAAGAAGCCCUACACUCUGUCCGGAAUCUCCAUGAACAACUUCGGAGACACCACGCACGAUGUGCAAGCCUUCAAGCUGCAAAAGUCCCAGAGCGGGAAGCCCUACAAGUGGGAGGACGUCACAUCCGUCAGUAACGUCCAAGCUGGGGUUCGCAGGCGGCAGGAGUUCGGCGGGUUCCAGGGAACAGCGCGGUACUGGAGGUUCGUCGUUACUCAGACCCACUCGGGAUAUCAGCCGUAUCUGGUGGGAGUGGACUUCUACGGGAGCCGAGCAGGUGGAGAGGUUGGAAAGGUCCAAGGUCCGAAGUACAUCAGCCUGGGUUGUUGGAAAGACACCGGCAAUCGCGCCAUCGCCACGCUAGAGGGCGCAGACGCACGGCUGGACGGGUCUUACACCGCCCGUGCUGACGCCAUCGAGAAGUGCUACCAGGUGGCCAAGUCCCGCGGAUACUCCGUGUUUGCUGUCCAAAAUGGCGGCUGGUGUGCCGGCUCAGCUAAUGCCCUCAGCACCUACCGGAAGUACGGGCGCUCGGCGGCAUGUGGGAAAGAUGGAGAAGGAGGAGGCUGGGCGAACGAAGUCUACCUGAUUACAGGGGCUCCCAUAACUUUGCCUGCGGGAUACGUUCCCAAGCCGUACUUCAGUAUCGGGUGUUGGAAGGACACCGGAAACCGCGCCAUUCCUACUCUGGAGGGGAAAGACGCACGUUUAGACGGCAGCUAUACCGCACGCGCCAACGCCAUCGAAAAGUGCUACCAGGUGGCCAAGUCGCUCGGCUACCGAGCCUUCGCGGUCCAAAAUGGUGGCUGGUGUGCCGGAUCGGCUAACGCCCUCAGCACCUACAAGAAGUACGGACCCUACACAACUUGCAAGGAAGACGGGGAAGGAGGAGCUUGGGGAAAUGAGGUUUAUCUCAUCUCAGGUCUGCUAGGAGGCUCCGGCUUUUCCUCUGGAGGAUUUUCCAGUGGAGGCUUUUCCUCUGGAGGAUUUUCCAGUGGAGGCGUUGGAGGAGGACCAGCUGGCUGGUUGCGGCGGGACCCGUCCUGGGUUGUCAGCUCUGCCGGCACACCAUGGAAGAACGGAGGAGUGACGUACGAUGCGGCCAAGGCCUUGGAUGGGAGCACUGGGACCUACUGGAACCCCGGGGAAACCUCACGAAACUACAACAACUGGUACAUCGUGCUGGAUCUCAAGGCGCCCUACACUCUCUCACAAAUCGCCAUAAACAACUUCGGAGACACCACGCACGACGUCAAAGCCUUCAAGCUGCAAAAGUCACAGAGCGGAGCGCAGAACAGCUGGGAGGACGUCAAAUCCGUCGGUACCGUCCAGGGAGGCACGAACAGGCGGCAGGAGUUCGGCGGGUUCCAGGGAACAGCGCGGUACUGGAGGUUCGUCGUUACUCAGACCCACUCGGGUUGGCAGCCGUAUCUGGUGGAAGUGGACUUCUACGGGAGCCGAGCAGGUGGAGAGGGUGGAAAGGUCCAAGGUCCGAAGUACAUCAGCCUGGGAUGCUGGAAAGACACCGGCAAUCGAGCCAUCGCCACGCUAGAGGGCGCAGACGCACGGCUGGACGGGUCUUACACCGCCCGUGCUGACGCCAUCGAGAAGUGCUACCAGGUGGCCAAGUCCCGCGGAUACUCCGUGUUUGCUGUCCAAAAUGGCGGCUGGUGUGCCGGCUCAGCUAAUGCCCUCAGCACCUACCGGAAGUACGGGCGCUCGGCGGCAUGUGGGAAAGAUGGAGAAGGAGGAGGCUGGGCGAACGAAGUCUACCUGAUUACAGGAGCUCCCAUAACUUUGCCUGCGGGAUACGUUCCCAAGCCGUACUUCAGUAUCGGGUGUUGGAAGGACACCGGAAACCGCGCCAUUCCUACUCUGGAGGGGAAAGACGCACGUUUGGACGGCAGCUAUACCGCACGCGCCGACGCCAUCGAAAAGUGCUACCAGGUGGCCAAGUCGCUCGGCUACCGAGCCUUUGCGGUCCAAAAUGGCGGCUGGUGUGCCGGAUCGGCUAACGCCCUCAGCACCUACAAGAAGUACGGACCCUACACAACUUGCAAGGGAGACGGAGAAGGAGGAGCCUGGGGAAAUGAGGUCUAUCUCAUCUCAGGUCUGCUAGGAGGCUCCGGCUUUUCCUCUGGAGGAUUUUCCAGUGGAGGCUUUUCCUCUGGAGGCUUUUCCAGUGGAGGCGUUGGAGGAGGACCAGCCACCUGGCUGCGGCGGGACCCGUCCUGGGUUGUCAGCUCUGCCGGCACACCAUUGAAGAACGGAGGAGUGACGUACGAUGCGGCCAAGGUCUUGGAUGGGAGCACUGGGACCUACUGGAACCCCCAGGAGACCUCACGAAACUACAACAACUGGUACAUCGUGCUGGAUCUCAAGGCGCCAUACACUCUCUCACAAAUCGCCAUAAACAACUUCGGAGACACCACGCACGACGUCAAAGCCUUCAAGCUGCAAAAGUCACAGAGCGGAGCGCAGAACAGCUGGGAGGACGUCACAUCCGUCGGUACCGUCCAGGGAGGCACGAACAGGCGGCAGGAGUUCGGCGGGUUCCAGGGAACAGCGCGGUACUGGAGGUUCGUCGUUACUCAGACCCACUCGGGUUGGCAGCCGUAUCUGGUGGAAGUGGACUUCUACGGGAGCCGAGCAGGUGGAGAGGUUGGAAAGGUACAAGGUCCGAAGUACAUCAGCCUGGGUUGCUGGAAAGACACCGGCAAUCGAGCCAUCGCCACGCUAGAGGGCGCAGACGCACGGCUGGACGGGUCUUACACCGCCCGUGCUGACGCCAUCGAGAAGUGCUAUCAGGUGGCCAAGUCCCGCGGAUACUCCGUGUUUGCUGUCCAAAAUGGCGGCUGGUGUGCCGGCUCAGCUAAUGCCCUCAGCACCUACCGGAAGUACGGGCGCUCGGCGGCAUGUGGGAAAGAUGGAGAAGGAGGAGGCUGGGCGAACGAAGUCUACCUGAUUACAGGAGCUCCCAUAACUUUGCCUAAGGGCUACGUUCCCAAGCCGUACUUCAGCAUUGGCUGUUGGAAGGACACCGGAAACCGCGCCAUUCCUACUCUGGAGGGGAAAGACGCACGUUUGGACGGCAGCUAUACCGCACGCGCCAACGCCAUCGAAAAGUGCUACCAGGUGGCCAAGUCGCUCGGCUACCGAGCCUUUGCGGUUCAAAAUGGCGGCUGGUGUGCCGGAUCGGCUAACGCCCUCAGCACCUACAAGAAGUACGGACCCUACACAACUUGCAAGGGAGACGGAGAAGGAGGAGCCUGGGGAAAUGAGGUUUAUCUCAUCUCAGGUCUGCUAGGAGGCUCCGGCUAUUCCUCUGGAGGCUUUUCCAGUGGAGGCGUUGGAGGAGGACCAGGAGGAGGCUUUUCCGGAGGAGGCAUUGGAGGAGGAUCAGCUAUAGGCACCACUAACAUCGCCCUGAACCGCCCUGCUGCCCAGUCCAGCGAUGUCUAUGGAGGUACUGCCGGGCGUGCCGUAGAUGGGAACGACAAUCCUCAAUGGGCAGGGGGGUCCUGUACCCACACGGCAAACGGACCCAACCCGUGGUGGCGGGUGGACCUGGGCAGCAGCCAGGCUGUGGGGCGGGUGGUCGUCACCAACAGGAAGGACUGCUGCUCGGACCGGCUGGAAGGCUUCACGGUUUACGUGGGCGACAGUCCCGAGGUGCUGUCCAACCCAACCUGCGGGGGGCCGCAGUCCGUGGCCGGCAGGGGCACCAUCACCGUGAGCUGCGGCGGCCUGAGGGGCCGGUAUGUGGGCAUUGCGCUGAAGGGCGCUCAGAGAACCCUGACGCUCUGUGAGGUCAAGGUCUUCGGAGGUGGAGAGGUUGGAAAGGUCCAAGGUCCGAAGUACAUCAGCCUGGGUUGUUGGAAAGACACCGGCAAUCGAGCCAUCGCCACGCUAGAGGGCGCAGACGCACGGCUUGACGGGUCUUACACCGCCCGUGCUGACGCCAUCGAGAAGUGCUAUCAGGUGGCCAAGUCCCGCGGAUACUCCGUGUUCGCUGUCCAAAAUGGCGGCUGGUGUGCCGGCUCCGCUAAUGCCCUCAGCACCUACCGGAAGUACGGGCGCUCGUCGGCAUGUGGGAAAGAUGGAGAAGGAGGAGGCUGGGCGAACGAAGUCUACCUGAUUACAGGAGCUCCCAUAACUUUGCCUGCGGGAUACGUUCCCAAGCCGUACUUCAGUAUCGGCUGUUGGAAGGACACCGGAAACCGCGCCAUUCCUACUCUGGAGGGGAAAGACGCACGUUUGGACGGCAGCUAUACCGCACGCGCCAACGCCAUCGAAAAGUGCUACCAGGUGGCCAAGUCGCUCGGCUACCGAGCCUUCGCGGUCCAAAAUGGCGGCUGGUGUGCCGGAUCGGCUAACGCCCUCAGCACCUACAAGAAGUACGGACCCUACACAACUUGCAAGGGAGACGGAGAAGGAGGAGCCUGGGGAAAUGAGGUUUAUCUCAUCUCAGGUCUGCUAGGAGGCUCCGGCUUUUCCUCUGGAGGAUUUUCCAGUGGAGGCGUUGUGAGGAGGACCAGGAGGAGGCUUUUCCGGAGGAGGCAUUGGAGGAGGAUCAGGAGGACAACAGUGGAGCAAGGAAGGUACCACGUGGGCACCUGUGGGAGGCGCCCUGAGGUUCGUCUCCAUCGGACCGUCCGGAGUUUGGGGCGUCACGGCAGCAGGGCAGAUCAAGUACCGAACCGGGAGCUCCGGGAACGCGGUCGGGACGGGGUCGGGCUGGGAAGCUGUGGAGGGAGCCCUGAUGCAGAUCAGCGUGGGAGAUGGAAUCGUCUGGGGGGUCAACUCAGGGCACAACAUCUGGAUAAGGACAGGAAUCAGCUCCUCGAACCCGAAGGGGACGGGCUGGCAGCAGAUUGCGGGCGGCCUGAAGGUGGUCAGCUGUGGCGCCAGGAGUAACCAAGUUUGGGGAGUCAACAGACUCAACCAGGUUUGGAGACGGGAAGGGAUCACACCGGGCAAUCUUAAAGGAACUAUCUGGAAGCAAGUGGACGGUGCUCUGAAGUACGUGUCGGUGGGCCAGGCGGGAGUCUGGGGAGUCAAGCCCGACAACUCCGUGGUGUACCGCAUCGGGACGUACGGGACCCCCGGCUCGACAGGGCAGGGC